CUUAAAACAAAUGUUAAAAUUAUUUAGGAAAAAAUUAUGAUUGUGAUUUAAUGAUUAUAAAGAUUUGCUAACAAUGUUUUACAGAUGGAUAAUAAUGUCGAGACUGCGGAUAAUGGAAACCAUGAAAGUGCAUAUUCUGAAGAGGAAGAAAAAUCCCGUCUCAUAACUCAGGUACUAGAACUACAAAGUACACUGGAGGAAUUGAGCACACGAGUUGACCGGGUGAAAGAGGAAAACUACAGACUGAGAUCUGAAAACCAGGUGCUGGGCCAAUAUAUUGAGAACUUGAUGGUAGCCUCACAAGUAUUCCAGUCUACCAAAUCAUAAUCAACCUUCAUAUAUUCCAGUCUACCAAAUCAUAAUCAACCUCCAUAUAUUCCAGUCUACCAAAUCAUAAUCAACCUCCAUAUAUUCCAGUCUACCAAAUCAUAAUCAACCUCUAUAUAUUCCAGUCUACCAAAUCAUAACCAACCUCUAUAUAUUCCAGUCUACCAAAUAAUAAUCAACCUUCAUAUAUUGCAGUCUACCAAAUCAUAAUCAACCUCCAUAUAUUCCAGUCCACCAAAUCAUAAUCAACCUCUAUAUAUAUUUCAGUCUACCAAAUAAUAAUCAACCUCUAUAUAUUCCAGUCUUAAAUCAUAAUCAACCAUAUAUUCCAGUCUACCAAAUCCUGUGCAACAUAUAUUUCUGUCUACCAAAUCAUAAUCAACCAUAUAUUCCAGUCUACCAAAUCCUAUUCAACAUAUAUUCCAGUCUACCAAAUCCUAUUCAACAUAUAUCUCAGUCUACCAAAUCAUAGUUUCUUAAACACCAGGAUCAUUAAAAACAUCUGUUCAAAUGUAACUUUUCCCCAUUUUCUUAUUUAUGUAUAUUACAAACCAUCCGUCCAUGUAUAUGUAAAAAUAAAGAAUUAUAAAAUGUA
Molecule: messenger RNA, 922 nt
Organism: Eurytemora carolleeae
Lineage: Eukaryota; Metazoa; Arthropoda; Copepoda; Calanoida; Temoridae
Product: short coiled-coil protein B
Exons: 4
Coding region: 85-327 (80 amino acids)
Cellular component (GO): trans-Golgi network
Source: RefSeq, a predicted model, not a curated record